AUGAGUCAGUCUUACAACGGCUGUGAGGUGACCGAGAUCAAGUAAGUGGUGGUUGUCCUUAUCGUUAGCCCUAACUGGUUCAUGGUUGACUGCGGAUAGAGCUAACUGGGUCAUGGUUGACUGCGGAUAGCCCUAACUGGGUCAUGGUUGUCUGCGGAUAGCCCUAACUGGGUCAUGGUUGUCUGCGGAUAGCCCUAACUGGGUCAUGGUUGUCUGCGGAUAGCCCUAACUGGGUCAUGGUUGUCUGCGGAUAGCCCUAACUCGGUCAUGGUUGAUUGUAGAUAGCCCUAACUGGGUCAUGGUUGACUGCGGAUAGCCCUAAAUGGGUCAUGGUUGACUGCGGAUAGCCGAAACUAUGUCAUGGUUGACUGCGGGUUGGUGGGGUAAUGUCACGUGCUAGUGCUCUCACAACCAUGCUCAAAUCAGUUGAGCUUCCUUGGCAUUCACUCAAAGCGCUAGAGAGUGGCGUAGAUUCUGUGAUUUUUCUAUGAACAUAAAUCACUGUCAUUUAGUUCCGACCAGCCUCGGGUUCAAACCUUGAUCACAAACCUCAAGGUUAUUUUUUCCAGAGGAACUUUGAAUGUCAUUUUGUGUUAAUAUUUGGGUCUAAGAACUGUAACAACAAUAAAUUAUUUGUGUGGCAUUGGUUGUGUAUUCCAGAAAUGUCGCAGAUGUCCCUGGAUGUCAGUGCGUGUGGUCAAAGUAAGUAUUCCUUUUCUUCCUGGUCAAAUAUAACAUGAAGAUACGUCACAGUGUCGAGCAGCAAAGCGUCUACAUUUUAAUGGCAUCUUCUGUUUUGUAAUCCAAGAAAUUUAUUCAAUAGUUGUAAUUAUCAUAGUUGUUGUAAUAAUCAUAGUUGUAUUUAUCAUAGUUGUAAUUAUCAAAGGUGCAAUCAUUAUGACUGUCAUUAUCAUUGUGGUUUAAAAGCCGAAGUACAGUAAUACUUGAAUGACGUCACAUUGAUUAUUUAUGGACUGGAUAUUUCCCCGACACUUCCUGUCUGACUGACACACACCUCUUAUAUAACAGUUAAUCUGAUUGGUUAGAAAUGUAACUGCUCCUAUCUAUAUUGAUAUAGUUUUCCACUAGUCGAUCUAUUUCAUCUGAUUCCUAGAAAUAAUUCCCAUACAUAAGUUAACGUCAUUAAAAAAAAUAAUCUUAGCUAUUUUUUUUUUUUUUUUUGGACUGAAUUCACCAAUCACCUUUUUUUAAGAUCCCCUGGCCAUUCCGUGAUGACGUCUGACCGGAUGUGACGUAUAUUUUCAGUGAGGGCAGUCUCCUCGUCAACUACCCACUGUACUUCAAUAUAGUUUUCCACUAGUCGAUCUAUUUCAUCUGAUUCCUAGAAAUAAUUCCCAUACAUAAGUUAACGUCAUUAAAAAAAAUAAUCUUAGCUAUUUUUUUUUUUUUUGGACUGAACUCACCAAUCACCUGUUUGUAAGAUCCCCUGGCCAUUGCGUGAUGACGUCUGACCGGAUGUGACGUAUAUUUUCAGUGAGGGCAGUCUCCUCGUCAACUACCAGCUGUACUUCAACGGCACACAUGACAAGGACCGGGUCCGCUGGACGGUCCAGGACGUCAUCUACCACGGGGCCACCAAGCACUAUGUGGGGGCGAUGGCGUAUGUGCUGAUCAAGGACUUCUUGGUGGACAUCAAGGCCAACUGGAAGCAAGACUUUGGUUGGUUCAUUUGAUAGGGAAUGCGCGAAUACGAGUCCUUGGCACUUUAACAGCUGUCUACAUAGAAACAUAACUGUGGUCUACUCUAUUUGAUAGGCAAUACAUGCACUCUACUCAUUGUGUUAUGUUCUAUGCAGAAAGUUUUUAAAUUAUUUUCUUUUUUUUAAAAAAUAGGGAAAUGAAAAAAUACCAUGAAGGCAUAUAGAAAAUAAAUAUUAUAAAGAUACAAAGAAAAAAAUUAUAAAAAUUGAAAGAAAAAAUACUAUAAAGAUAGAUCUAUAAAGAAAAAAAAAGAUAUAGAGAAUAUUAGACAUGACUUUUUUUUCUUCUUGUAUCAAACAGAAAAUUUUCUGUAUAGGGGUUAUUUUUCUAAGAUGAAAAAUCUUUUUAGCAAGUCACUGUGGCAUCAAAUAUCCGAUGUAGGUGAGCCAGGCAUCGGUUGGCGCGCGUGCAUGAUGUAAGAUUAUCUUAUUUCGUUCCACUGUAAGAUCAUAUCAAUCCAAGACGAGGUCUCUUAGCAGGAACCUGGAGGUCUUGAGCAGGGACCUGAAGGUCUUGAGCAGGGACUUGAAGGAUCUUUGCAGGGACCUGAAUGUCUUGAGAAGGGGCUAAAAGUCCUGAGCAGGGGCCUAAAGGGCUUUGUAAUCGAUCAUCAUAAUUUGAGUAUCGUACUCGUUAUUCUUAUUUCUGUCAAGGUCACAUUCUGUAUUGAAACGUUUCAAUGUCAUCAACAGACGGGAUAGAGGCGGACCUGACGAUCCCUGUUUUCAACUUAAACCACACAGCCGGCCUGAAGGACAGGCUGUCUAAAGAUUUCAUAGACCUGGCUGCUCCAUUCUGCAACGAUGUGAGUAGAUAAAGACUUCAUUGUACAUGCAUUAACUUAUGAAUGAUAAAAACAAACACAAGUUUUAACAAUAUUUUCUAAAAUUAUCCUUGAUAUUACACGAGUAAUCAGUCAGAUUUAAAAUCACAAGAUGAGGCUUUGAGAUUAUUUAUUGCGCUCUCUCCAAGGCCAGCAGAAAACAAUCAGUACAAAUUAGCGUUGGGAAAAAAAAGGGGGUGUGGGGUAUCUGUACCCUAGCACUCUGAGAAUUUGGAGCCUCUCUAUUGUUUUUAAGUAUCAUAUGUGAUGGAUAGCGUCAAAGCUGCAUGCAAGAAACCUUGGAGCGAUAUAUGUUCAUUGACAUCUUCUAACAUAUAAGUUUAUUAAAUUUCUAAUUCUUCUUAAUUCGUAGUUUCUUGUUUUGUCUUGUCUGCUGGAGAGGGCGUCUUGCCGGAACGUUCUUUUAGAUAGUCACAAUUUAAAAGAAAAUAAAGUUAAAUUUUUAAAGGUUUCACAGUUUAAAAUCAUAAAUGAUUGGAUGGUAAGAACACAAAAAUGGCUUCAAACAUUUCCUUAUCAGAAGAUGUUGACUUGUAGUCUAACUUACAUAAAAAAAUCAAAUAACUGACAUCGUGACUAACUAAAUAUAAUGGUCAAUUAUCAUCAUGGUUAACUCAUAACAUGGCCAUCUAAUAUCAUUGUCAACUAUUACCACGAACAAAAAAUAGUAUGGGCAACUUUUAUUAUGGCCAUCUGGUAUCGUGGCCAUCUGGUAUCAUGGCCAAAUGAAGUCAUACAAUUGUUGUCUUCAUGACCCAUUUGUUAUCUUGUUUAGCCUACCGCAUGAUCGGUUGAAAUCAAAGACAAAUUUAAAAAUGCCAACAAAUAACAUUCGUAUAUCAUCUAUUUGUAUGACAGGUCGGUCAAAUCUUAACAAGGAGGAGCAUUAGCAGUUUCGCUGACAGGUAUUACUCAUGCGAGGUCAGAGGUUUCAGGUAAUAGAGUCAUUUUUUUUAUUUAGAAAAAAGCUACAUCUAGACUAAAUAAUAUUUAAUCCCACUAACUGUUUUGGGCACACUCGUGACGUAGCUCAUCAAGACACAGGGGUAGGGGGUAGGAAGGGGUGUGUGCGGAGGGGGUGGUACACCAUGGGCGUCACUUUUUUUUCUUUAUAAUGGAAGGGGGGAGGCUAUUUCGGCAAAAAUGCAGAGUUCUUUUUAAGGAAGAGGAUUUAAAAAUGUUGCCCCCCCCUACCCCCAAACCGAGUGUUACCAACCCUAGAUAUGCCACUGGUAAGAGAAACCAUAUUGUGUUCCAGCAGAUUAGCAUUGAUCAAAUUGGAAUUUAGGGGAGGUUGGUUCUGUCGUGGUGUAGUCAAGAACUUUGGACAAAUCAACGUUGCGUACAGACAACAGACGUUGAAAUUCUGCUUCUCUCGAAACAAUGUUCUGUCCAGAGAAGUCUGCGCGUUCAUAAUUGGUGAUUAAAAAAUUAAGACAACCCUAGAAAUGAAUCACCAAACAAUGACGGGCGGCAAUGCGUGAACGUCCCGUCUGCGCUAAGUCAAUGACGGGCGGCAAUGCGUGAACGUCCCGUCUGCUUUGAGUUACUUGACACAACAUGAACUCUAGUAACCCACUUUAUAAAAAUCCCACUUGGUGCUAAAGUCUGGCAAUUUUAUUUUGCGCACAUUUUGAACGCAGCGUUACUGCCAGACAUACAUACCAAGAAAGUUGUUGUUUGGGACAAUAUUAACUGAAAGAAAAUGAACAGCAACAUUUCUGCUGUUCUUGCUGUUUGGGGUUUUGCUGUAAAUUUAAAACAAAACAUUCAAACAUGACUUUUUAGCAUUUUAACAUAAAAGUUAACUUGAAACUUUUUUAAAGUUAACUUCAUUUUGGAAGGUCUAGCCUUAACUUUCAUAACUCUUUCAUUUCUUCUUCUUCUAUAUCUUAAGGGCCCACGAUAAAUUUAUUGAUCAUUUUGGCUCCUAUGCAUGUAGAUGGGAUUUGCAAUGUUUCUGUUAUUGGUGUUGAUGAGGAAAUCAUGCACUAGGGGUUUGAAGGCUUGAGGCAAUAGACACAACAGUAACUUCCCUACACUGAAUUCGUCUUUCCUACUAAACUUAGCCUUAAAUUUCUGAUUGCUAACAUGCCUAGCCUUAAUUUGGAGACCCCGAAUGUACCGAAUCGGUCCUUGCUCCACAACCGUCAUAUUAUCACUUGAUUUAACCUGUACAUUAUAUGUUGCUCUAUGUUGUAAAAUAUGUCUUUUGAAUGAAUAAAUACAAGGCAACUUUACAUCGUGGCAUGUGUUCAUAAAGGUCAAUUUAACACCACAGCUCAAGGCCUGACCGGAUCACGUUCCAGGUCCACCUGACAGGCCAACAGUGGCGCAGCGUACAGAAGACUCUGCCGUAC
Messenger RNA from Lymnaea stagnalis (great pond snail), 4926 nucleotides. The record is from the annotation of a GenBank genome assembly. Lineage: Eukaryota; Metazoa; Mollusca; Gastropoda; Lymnaeidae.